Gongylonema pulchrum is the source of this 501-nucleotide messenger RNA. Lineage: Eukaryota; Metazoa; Nematoda; Chromadorea; Rhabditida; Gongylonematidae. The record is from the annotation of a GenBank genome assembly.
AAACAUGAAGUGCAGUUUUUUGGUCGUGGUUCGAUCGCUGGCAUGGAUGUAAAUGCACAGAAGAAACAAAAAUCCGAGUUUUACGCAAAUUUGAUGGAAAAACGCCGAACGAAGGAAGAAAAACAUCAGGAGGAGCUACGAUUGGCUGGUGUGAAGAAGAAGGAGAAGAAAGAAGCAUUUGAUAACAGACACUGGACCCAGAAAUCUCUGGAGCAAAUGACCGAACGUGAUUGGCGUAUAUUCCGUGAAGACUUCAAUAUCUCAAUCAAAGGUGGUCGAGUGCCGAAACCACUCCGAAACUGGGAGGAAGCAGGACUGCCUCCGGAGGUCUACAAUGUGAUCAUGAAAAUUGGCUACCAGGUUCGCUCGCCAUUUUUAUUUUUUUAUUUUUUGCCGUUUGAUAGGAGGAAGGUUAAACACCGCCAAGGACUGUCCUGUAUGAUUUGUUCAUUCGUUUCGAUGGUAGAUUGGCACUGGCGUAUGAUAGGAGGUCAAAACUGA